AUGGCCGAGAUGCUUGCGCCCCUGGCUUCUUCUGCUUUGGAGCACGAGGCCAGCCCUACCUUCGAUCCUCCUCCUACCUCGUUUCCCUACCCCGAACGGCCGAAAUCAGCAGGCAACGACUCUCGCGGAUGCUCAGACACUACACUCCACAGUGCAUCGCACCCAGAGGAUCAAGACAACAUCAAACAUCCCGAACAAAAUUAUGAAAAGACGGGUAACGUCGAGAGGCCGCACUUUGCUCUGCGCAGGUUCGAGACCGAAAUUGUUCGCCCUGUUUCCUCGAAAACGUCUGCACACUCCAGACAACAGCGGCCCACGGUGAAUGAUCCGGCGUUACAAAGCGCUGAGCAUCGAGCUUCGUUGGGGGAUUCAGACACGUCCUCCUCCUCAGAUGAGGACAACCUAGCUAGACUGCAAAGGGCACACACACAACCGGUCCCCAAUGUACUGUCUAAAUCCCAACUCAAUCGAGCACGGACGCACCAGAGGCCAUCGGAUCUCCAGGUGGGAAAUGAAUUUUUCCGAUCCCAAGGGAGAAUAGCCAAGGAUGGGAGACUGAAUAUCUCCGUCAAUGAGACAACCCAGACAGGCUACCUUGCCAAAGCACUGGGCGCCACCAUCCGACACCAGCUAGGUCCUGACUACCAAGAGGAUGCAAGAGUGGCGGACAAGGCUAAGGCCGAUUUCCUCAGGGACAAACACAAGCUUAUCAUUCCCUCGUUGAACAUAGUGAUUAUGGUUAUUGGCAGCCGUGGCGACAUACAGCCUUUUCUAAAAAUCGGAAAGAUCCUAAGGGACAAGUAUAAUCACAGGGUUAGGAUUGCUUCACAUCCGACCUUUAAGCAGUUCGUCGAGAAGGAGGCUGGUCUCGAAUUCUUUUCCGUGGGUGGAGAUCCUUCUGAAUUAAUGGCAUUCAUGGUCAAAAAUCCCGGCUUGAUUCCAUCCCUCGAGUCUGUCAAGUCUGGAGAGAUAAGCAAAAGGCGCGAAUCAAUGUUUCAAAUGUUCCAAGGAUUUUGGAGGGCCUGCAUCAAUGCCACCGACAACGAAACGGAUGUCGCCAACCUGGAAAUGAUGCGCUCGAAGCCUCCUUUUGUGGCCGAUGCAAUCAUUGCCAAUCCCCCCUCUUUCGCACACUACCAUUGCGCAGAGAAGCUGAGUGUUCCUCUACACUUGGUCUUUACCUUUCCUUACUCCCCAACGCAAGCGUUUCCUCAUCCCUUAGCCAACAUCAAGGCUUCAAACGUUGAUCAGCGGUACACGAAUUUCAUGAGUUAUCCCUUGGUCGAUUUGAUGACAUGGCAAGGAUUGGGUGACUUGGUCAAUCGAUUCCGUGUCCAGACCCUAGGUUUGGAACCUGUCUCGACUCUAUGGGCUCCUGGUCAACUCACUCGUCUCAAGGUCCCGGUAACAUAUCUCUGGUCGCCAGGCUUGGUUCCGAAGCCUCGUGACUGGGGUCCAGAAAUUGAUAUCGCUGGUUACGUCUUCUUGGAUCUGGCGACGUCUUAUAAACCCCCAGAAGACCUAGCCAAAUUUCUGGAGAGAUCAGAUGCGCGACCCAUCGUCUACAUAGGAUUUGGGUCGAUUUCAGGAAUUAGCGACCCGGUGGCAUUCACCAAGAUGGUUUUCGAGGCCGUCGAGAAGGCUGGCGUUCGCGCUGUGAUCAGCAGAGGGUGGGGAGGUAUGGGCGAUGGGAUGGAGAAGCCGGACGGCAUCUUCCUGAUUGACAAUGUACCCCAUGACUGGCUCUUUCCUCGCGUCGAUGCAGUCGUCCACCACGGCGGCGCCGGGACCACAGCCGCAGGACUGAGAUUCGGCAAGCCAACAAUGAUCGUCCCUUUCUUUGGAGACCAGCCUUUCUGGAGUGCAAUGGUCGCGAGGGCGGGAGCUGGUGCGAAAGAGGCACUUCCCCUCAAAAAACUCGACAGCGACAAGUUUGCCGCCGGCAUUCGUCAGUGCCUCGAGCCCGAGGCCAAAGCGCAAGCACAAGCCAUUGCACAAAGCAUUGAAGAGGAAGGCGACGGCGCAGAAAACGCUGUGGACUCCUUCCAUCGACAUUUGGAUCUCGAAGGCUCGCAUUCACUGCGCUGCAACCUCUUCCCAGAUCGCGUUGCUGUAUGGAAGAUCGGUCACGCCAGCACGCGACUGUCGGCACUAGCGGCAGAUCUGUUGGUGGAAAGUAAACAAAUCCACUGGUCAGACUUGGAGUUGGUCAAAAACCAUGAAUGGACCGACUUUCAAGGACCUGGGGAACCAAUUACCGGCGCUGGCGGUGUGCUCGUUCAAGCCUUCCAAGAGGCAUUCCACGGGCUUAUGACGGUGCAUGAAACGGCGAAACGAGAUAUCAAACAUUACGAGAGGCACAGGCGUAAGCAGAAGCAGAAAUCAGCGAUCGAAGGACUGAUCCUGCCUGGACGGAUUGCUAUGGCUACACGCGGCGCCUCUGUCGAAGCACAGAGGAAAGAGCACGCUAGACUUAUGCGCCAAGUCAAUUUUCAUGGCGACGCAGAGCCGGUGAAGUUGCCCUUUGGUCAAUCCAAUCUCGACCAGGACGCUACUGGGCACACGUCCAAGCUGUCUAGAACCACGACAAUGGGUUCAGAUCGGACGUCUCCAGUGGUGGUGAUCUUAAAAGAUGUGGGAAAGGGUAUCGGCCACUCCAGUAAAGCCAUCGCAGCACUGCCCUUACAAUUGUGGAAUGCCCUUGCUCUUGGAUUCCACAACGCGCCCCGAUUAUAUGGUGACAAGACCGUGCGGCCUUCUCCCCAAGGAAUCGACGGGUUCCGCACGGGACUGAAGGUCGCUGGCAAAGAGUUUUGGCUCGGGCUGUACGACGGGGUGACGGGCGUCGUGCGGAUUCCAUACCUCGAAGUCCGUGAGGAUGGUAUGUCUGCAUUUCCCAAAGGUGUUGCACGAGGCAUCGGUGGGUUGGUGUUGAAGCCUAUUUCCGGCGUGCUUGGACUGGGGGCGUAUACGGCGAAAGGAGUCCACAAUAGUGUUCGGCGACGAGUACGAGAUACUAAAAGGACAGAACGAUGGAUUCGACACGCAAGAAUGGCGCAAGGGCACAGAGAAGCUCGGAUGUUGCAAGAGCAGCAAAAAGACGAGGGCUCGGAGUCGCCUCGAGCACGCUGUCCCAUGCUACCCAACCUUGCAGAGGCCCGAAAGCACGCACUGCACCUGUGGACAACAUACGAGAAGGACAAGGUGGCAGAAGAGCGAGAAAAAGAAAAGCGACUCCUCCUGCUGGGCAAGAUGCGUGGUGAAAAUACUUGA
Messenger RNA from Fonsecaea multimorphosa CBS 102226, 3273 nucleotides. RefSeq lists its product as uncharacterized. The record is from RefSeq and is a predicted model, not a curated record. Lineage: Eukaryota; Fungi; Ascomycota; Eurotiomycetes; Chaetothyriales; Herpotrichiellaceae. Gene Ontology annotation, molecular function: hexosyltransferase activity; UDP-glycosyltransferase activity. Gene Ontology annotation, biological process: carbohydrate metabolic process. Bases 1 to 3273 code for a protein of 1090 amino acids. The transcript has a single exon.